AGUUGCUGAAAGGGGGGGGUUAUACUUGGCCACAAAGGCGCAGUAGUGGUGAAUCUUCUUAGGCAGCGUCACAGUUACAUACAAGGGUUGAGAGAGAAAGGGGGAAAAGGGUUGCGAUAAGACCAACCGACUUAAUUUUUAGUAAGGGCGCCAGGUCACGCCGGAGAAUGAAUGGAAAGCGACACAUCAGUGCGCGUAAGCAAAUCAAACCCUGGAGAGACCGUCGGCCGGGCUAACGCAGUACAAGUAAAACAAAACAUUUUGAAAAAUGCAUGUAUUGUAGCAAUAUUUUAGAAGGCAAAGUACAGAUACCAACGUGGGGCAUGAACCCACAUGAAAAACCAACUUGACUAGAUUGUAAUACAACAAAGGCAAACGGGAAGCCGAGCCGCGGAGCGAUUUAAUUGAACUAGCAUUACAGCAAACCUUUAGAAUUCAGAAUCACAAGAAAAACACUAUCAAAUUGCGAUAAAAUGAAACAAGUCUAAUAGGCUGCGAGAAAGAACAAAUUUACAAAAUAAUCACGUGUAAAGAACCGCGACCCGGCCGACUAAUUGAAAAUACUGACUUUACGUUGAUUAAAUUUUACAGAGUACGGGACGCAAAAUCGACAAAAAACUGAGCGACAGAAUAAUAGCGUAACUCGCGUACUAAAAAUUACAACGACAGUAGAACGCACAAAAACAAGGCGUGACAAUCAAUAGGCCUAAUUACAAACGAUACGCGUCGUCGAGCAAUCAAAAGUACAGAGUACUAGCAAGAAUUGUACAAUAUAGACGUAACAGCCGCGGACGGCGUAGCACGUAAACAAACGCAGACGACACGCUCGAAUCACAGUCGCGAAAACUAGCAAGAGGCGUUGGUACAAUACAUACAAUCGAAACAAAACAAAACCCUUGGCCAAGGAAAUAAGAAAAUAUAAGAGUGCACUCACCAAAACAGCGGACUUCAUGAAGAUUACCAGUGUCGCGGGGCGUCCCCCGGACACAUGCACACACACACUACAUUAUUUACAAGGUAACCGUCAGGCACUGGUUACAGAAAUAAAGGUCAAACGCCGAAGCGAGACCACACAAAACACUAGUCACAUGGUGACGUCACUUGGCUUCACAGCCUCAACACUUCAACACUUUCACAGGCACAACAUCGGACGACGGCGAGGCGUGGGCGGCGCGACGGACACCGGGAGACGUCCACAGUGUACGCGCAGAGCGGCGUCGACGGCGAGGGGCACCGCGACAGCGAGGCGCUUGGCGACGGCCAUCGUGGUGUAGUCAAACAAGCAGCGGCGGUGGCAGGGGCAUUCCAGGGCAGUUAGCCAGACAUGGCGAAAGGGCAAAGCCCGUGCACUUGGAGCCCUUGCGGGCUUCUUGGCGAUGGUCGUCGACGGCGAGGUGCUCAUGGCGACACGGGGUUUGACGGCCACGUGGAGCGAACCGGGGUCUCGUUGACGGCGCGACGCUCGGCUCGUGUGUACACUUGUCUGCGCGACGGUUCCCAGCUCAACCCGUGGUAACGGGAUAGGCGGUUUCCGGUUGGCUACAGAGGGCGCCAGUUCAAAUCGUCGAACUAUUCUACAAGAUGACAACUGUACGGCACUGAAGUAAAUGACAGCUUUGAUACGGUUUGCACCAGUAUUUCGACGAUAAAUAAAGACUUUUAGUAUGGAAAAAGAAUUUCUAUCAUUGACAUAAACUCUCUGACCCGAAAACACACCUCUCAAACAAAAAAUAUUAUUGGGUUUUUAUCACGUAGUUUGGUAUUGAAGGGGGCGCUCCCGCGGCAAAAUUCGUCUGGCAGACGACGAGCAGAAGUCAUUGUUUACAUCCAACUCACGUGUUUGUGACGUGCGCUUUAAAUUAGUGUUUAAUUGAUUUUGUACUUUGAAUCUUUUUUGAUUUAAAGUGUUUCACGAUGGCACCACUCAGGUGUUGUGCCAAAGACUGUGGCACCGUGUCUGACACGUCAGAUCCAAAUAACAUCAGAAUGUUCAAAUUCCCUGUGGACAUUGACAGGUGAUGGGUUAAGGAAACACUUUUUAAAAACUAUUUUAAAUUGAAGAAUGUUGGGAUAUUUCAAAUGAGAAAAGCUUGAAUUAAACCUAAACACUUAACAUAAUCUGUUUAAAAAUGAUUGUUUACAAAACUUAAAUUUUAUUGGAGAAACGAAUUCAAAUUUAAGUGUGCGAACUGACAAGUUACAAAACUUUCAGGUGCAAGGAGUGGGUUAAAAAUUCUGGAAAUGCAGAACUGCUCAAAAUACCAACUUCCAGACUUUCUGAGUGCAGACGCCUCUGUGCUCUCCACUUUGAAGACAAGCACUACUUCAACAAGUUUAAAAACACUCUGCACAGGCAUGCUGUCCCAACAAUUUUUGAUAGGGAACCUUUGUGUGAAGAUGAGAUGCAGGAUUACCCAGUGACAGAACAAGGAAACGAGACAAAGAGGGUUUUCAAAAGGUCUUCAGAUCAUCUGCCCAAUGAAGGUAACCAAUGUAACAAGGUCUUGGUUGUAGUGAGGGAACCAUCCCCCGCUCCACUCACUGCAGAAAAAACACCCCCACACAGUUUUCCCUCUUUGGUUCACCCAACAUGCACCCCUCCAAUGGAAGAGCCAAGGGUGGAGCCACAACAGAUACCCACACCGGAACUGAAAACACCACCUAAGAGUAAGAAUAUGGAAUAUACAGUCUACGGAUUAUUUUAUAAUAAUAAAUUGGACAUUAAUUAAUGGAGCCAUAAUCCUUUGAUUUUACAG
Molecule: messenger RNA, 2756 nt
Organism: Thrips palmi
Lineage: Eukaryota; Metazoa; Arthropoda; Insecta; Thysanoptera; Thripidae
Exons: 3
Coding region: 2403-2729 (108 amino acids)
Source: RefSeq, a predicted model, not a curated record